UGGUCCCUGGCAAAAAACUAGGAAAAAAACCCCAACGGAUGCUCUAACUCACUUUCGCUUUCACAGUUUGUCAGUUUCACUCCUCAGGACCUCAGCCAACGCAGCCACUCUUCGUCAUCUACUCGUCUUCGAUCAUCGUCUCCCAUCCGUGAUCCGGCAUAGCCACUCGCCGAGUCGCCGAGAACGGAGAACCCGAGACGCUGCGAGCCAGCCCCUCGCCCAGGAAUCCCAGCGACUCAGUGAGACCGAGACGCAGCCACUCCGAUCUCCGGCAACCACUCCCAGCGACGCAGUCACUCCGGUCUCCGGCAACCAUUCCCAUCGUCGCACUGCUCGCAGCUCGGACUGACGCACUCCUCGCAGUUGUUGUGCAGGAUUGCAGUACGGGGAAGGUGAUUGGCACAGGGCUUGAGUCGCAGGGUCUCUAUUACAUGCGAGGGGGUGUUGCUGCCAGUGCAUCCACAGAUUCACCUUUGCUUAUCCAUAGUCGUCUUGGUCAUCCGAGCCUAUCCAAACUUCAACGGAUGGUUCCAGGUAUCUCUGUUGAGUCUUUAGAUUGCGAGUCGUGUCAUCUUGGAAAGCAAUCCCGUAAGUCUUUUCCAAGAAGAGUCAAUAAUCGGGCUGUGUCCCUCUUUGAUUUAGUGCAUACGGAUGUUUGGGGUCCUUAUCGAGUCAAUUCUACCUUAGGUUUCCAUUAUUUUGUAACCUUUAUUGAUGAUUAUUCACGAUGUACUUGGGUUUUUCUAAUGAGAAAUCGUUCUGAGUUGUUUAAUAUCUUUCGGAAUUUCUGCAAUGAAAUACAAACCCAAUUUGGUACUCCCAUCCGUGUCUUACGUAGUGACAAUGCCAAAGAGUAUCUAUCUGCUCCUUUCCAAACCUUUAUGCAGUCUCGGGGUAUGUUACACCAAAAGUCCUGUGUUUACACACCUCAGCAGAACGGGGUUGCUGAGAGGAAAAAUAGGCAUCUGGUAGAAAUUGCUCGUACUAUGAUAUUGCACUAUCAUGUUCCCUCUCAUUUUUGAGCUGAUGCUAUUCUUACUGCAUGUUAUUUGAUCAAUCGCAUGCCAUCCUCUGUUUUAAACAACCUUACCCCAUAUUCCAUUGUAUAUCCUUCUGCUGAUCUUUUUCCUCUUCCUCCUCGGGUUUUUGGGUGUGUUUGUUUUGUCCAUGACAUGACACCAGGGCGGUCAAAGAUGGAUCCUAAAGCUGUUAAGUGUGUGUUUUUUCCGUCCCUCAAACGGCACUUUGUGUCUGCCGAUGUCACCUUUAUUGAGUCAUCCCCUUUCUUCCAGCCUUCUCCAAAAGACACCGGUCGAGAAGUUCUUCAUAUUCCUUACCUUCCUCCAGCUGAUCCUCCAGCUGCCCGAAGUACUGAUCCUCCACCUAAUCCUCCAGCUGCUCCUAAACCCCCCCUUCAGGUUUAUCAUCGCCGUCCUCGCACUACACCUGCUGAGACUCCUGUUGACUCACCCGGGCCAUCUGAUCCUCCUGUUGCGGUUCUACCACUUCCACUGGAGUCUGUCACUGAUCCCACUGAGGCAUCCACUGAUCUUCGUAGAGUUUUCUCAAAUGAGCUGGAGGCAGCAUGUGCGUUGUUUAGCCAGAAAAUACAGGUCAUCACAAUGUUUGAUGGCUAACAAGCAAAUGAAUGGUAUUCUGGUUGUUGAAGAGAAUCCUUUCUUUUGUUUGAAACUGCAUAGAGGGUAUGCAUCAUCAAUGUUGCCUUCUCAAACUGAUCCAAGAAACAUAUAUCUUUCCAAAUCGUUGAACUCUGGAAGAAACUUGCUAUCAAUGGUUAAGCUGUCUGGUUCUGUUGUGAGAAAUAUCCAAGGCCUGCAGCAUCCUCCAAUGAUAGUAUCUCGUCAAUUUGGCCAGGGUGCAAAAAAUGAUCCUUAUUUGAGCAGAGAUUUUUUUGUACAGCUUUGGGUCGCAGAUAGAAAGAUGAAGCAGUCUGGUGUAAAACGAAGACCAAGAAGUCAUAAAUCUUUGAACGAUGGUGAAUCGGGGUCUUAUAGCCAAUUCUUUUCCAAAUUUCCACCCGGAAGACAUUUAUCUGGUGCUUCUGCUGCAGAGGAAAAAUCCUUUCAAGAAGCAAAGCCAAAUCUUAGACAACCACCGCCUAGCCAAUCUGUGACGGGUAUUCUGCAACCUUCAUCACCUGAGGAGGCUAUGGUUGCUCCUCUUCUUGCUAGAUCCAACUUGCUGAUUACUAGAGAUAUAGAAUGGGCAAAUCUUGUUCUUGGCUUUGAGCAAGAAAACCGAUAUGCUAUUGUAGAUGUAUGCUACCCACAAUCGCCUGCAGGUUAUAUCCGUGAAAAGAGUAAUGUGCUUGCAAGACAGUUGCUUCGCCUAAGACGACCUUUUGUGGCUUUUAUAACUGAUGGUCUGGGUAAUGAGCUUUUCAGGGUACGAAGGCCCUUUUGGUGGAUCAACAGCUCAAUUUAUGCUGAGAUAAAUGGAAAAGAAAUAGGAGUAGUCCACAGAAGAUGGCAUCUCUGGAGAAGAAUUUAUGAUCUGUAUUUGGGUAAUGAGCAAUUUGCUGUGGUUGAGAAUCCUGGCUUUUGGAACUGGACUUUUACAUUAAAGGACAUUGAUGGGAAAGUGCUGGCUCAGAUAGAUCGUGACUGGAGGGGAUUUGGUUUUGAGAUUUUUACUGAUGCUGGCCAGUAUGUGAUCCAAUUUGGUAAAGCUGAUUCCAGUAUUGCUCCGGUUGGAGGGAUCCAAGAGUUAGAUGUAGUUCGUCCACUAACCCUCUCUGAGCGAGCAGUAGCUGUUGCACUUGCUAUAUCACUUGAUAAUGAUUACUUCUCAAGACAUGGAGGCUGGGGAAUUCCAUUUGUUGAAGUUGGUGAAUGAACCAUAUUCUGCUAUUGCUUGCAAGUCAUCUGCUUAAGGUGAGGAUUAAAUUAUGCAAAAACGGGUGUAUAUUCAACAAAUUCUGUACAGUAAUAUAUAGACGCUUCUAUCUCCUAAACAUGGUCUACUGAAUAGCAAAUCUAUACUACAUUUGAGUCACAAGUCCUGCCAAAUUAAAAUUGAAGUUUAAAAUCAGGUAAAUACACUUGGAUAACACUCUUAACUGCUGCAAAUGAUAAGGUCUUAUUGAUUGAAUUGAUUAUGUACUGUUGUCAUAUCACAAUGGAAGUUAUUGAUCUAAUUAUCAUCAA
Ipomoea triloba (trilobed morning glory) is the source of this 3167-nucleotide messenger RNA. RefSeq names its product altered inheritance rate of mitochondria protein 25-like. Gene Ontology annotation, cellular component: plasma membrane. Gene Ontology annotation, biological process: plasma membrane phospholipid scrambling. The coding region runs from base 1258 to 2856 and encodes 532 amino acids. Gene Ontology annotation, molecular function: phospholipid scramblase activity. Lineage: Eukaryota; Viridiplantae; Streptophyta; Magnoliopsida; Solanales; Convolvulaceae. The record is from RefSeq and is a predicted model, not a curated record. The transcript has 13 exons.